Pomacea canaliculata is the source of this 3034-nucleotide messenger RNA. RefSeq names its product Meckel syndrome type 1 protein homolog. Gene Ontology annotation, cellular component: MKS complex. NCBI's taxonomy places the organism in Eukaryota, Metazoa, Mollusca, Gastropoda, Architaenioglossa, Ampullariidae. The record is from RefSeq and is a predicted model, not a curated record. The transcript is spliced from 20 exons. Gene Ontology annotation, biological process: cilium assembly. The coding region runs from base 16 to 1680 and encodes 554 amino acids.
CAAAGUUAUUACAAAAUGGCCGACCUAUACGAACCUGACGUGGGGACGGCGUACUAUCGUUCUACUGACCCAAUCAAGAAUUUGAAAAUUAGAGUAAAUUUGCGCCGAGUGACUUCAAGCACCAUGGCAAGCAGUAUUAAUACUUUGGAACAGUUGGGUGAUGAACUAGAGAUGGCUGUUAUGAAUGAAGUGGCAUUGCAAGACCAUGAUGAACGGACCUUUCAGUGGCAGGAAAAAGUCUUUAGCCAAAGAGAGGUGGAGCUGUAUGGAAAUGAGCAAAACUGCUUCAAUGUAUUAGAUAAGAAAUACCAUGAAGAAGUGACUGCUAUCAUUGCCAAGGGUCGUCCUACUAAUAGACUAUUUUCCUAUGUUGACCAUGACCAUUACUCUUUUCAGGAUGAGAGUGUUUGCUACUUGACUACUUCUGCAAAUGAGAAACCAAGCAAGCUGGCUCAGAAAAUGGCACGCGUGCGAUGUAGACGAGUUGGUGGAAGACAGCUUAAGGAAAAGGAUGUUGGUGUGAUCCCUAAAACAAACAUUGUUGAGCAGAAACCAACUGAAGAGCUCAUGAACAGAAAUCGCUUGGAGCCUCCACCCAUGCAAGUGAUGUACAUCAUGGCUGAUCUCAGUCCCAAGGAGAGGGCAUCUGAAGAGCACGAUGAGUACGAAUUGUGUUGUUUACAGCUUACUGCAAAUGGCGUACUAUGCAUGAGACCAGACUUCAACCGUGGACGCAAACCAUAUGUUAUUGAGACAACUGGAACAGGCAGAGAUGUAUAUGAGUACACCAUAGAACAUAUUUCCAUGGAGAUGAACAGAACAGAACAAGAUAAGGAGAUGAAGAUGUACAGAGAGGUCUAUUCUCGGCACAGGGAAUUCUUGAAUGCACUUGUUGGUCAUGAGUUUGAAGUACCACAGUCAGAUGUUCUUCGCCUCGUUGUGUAUGGAGAAAUGGUAUCAGCACAGGGAUUUGAGAUGGACAAUAUUUACCUUCAUUUUUUUGUGGACCUCCCAAAAGAUUGGUAUGCUGAUCGGGAUCAACAGUUGUCAUGGGUCACACAGACCUGUGCCACAAAGACCGUUGGCAGGGAUGAAGUGGCUUAUUUUAGUUUUCCUUUUAACGUUGAGCUGUACUUCAAGAGGAGUGCCACAAGUCUCACAAACCCAGAUGAAAUGUUACGGUUUCCACUGCUUCUGAUAGAGGUUCUAUCAAUUGAUUCUUGGCAUCGCUUCUACCAUGAAGGGUAUACAUAUAUCCAUCUUCCAGCAAACCCAGGGUCUUACACAAUCACAAAAGACUGCUGGCGACCUCUUGGAAAAUCUACAGUGUCUCAGCUUCGAAGGUUUUUCACUGGAGGCACACCAGAACUUGAAGAUCCUACUUAUGUUGUUGCACCUGCCACUUUCGAGGGCCACCAUCUUAGCAAGUUUGGCUUUAGGACUGAGACCACGGGCAGUGUGACAGCCAAGAUCAAUAUCAUGAUGCAAUCAAGAAAAUUCAUGGAGCAAAGGGCAAGCAAAAGAACGGCAGGUUCUAUUGUGGAGUCACUUGGAAUUUCAACAAUGCAAGCCAAUAUUACAAAUGUGCUGGAUGCCUUCAAACGUGCCCGUUUGAAGAUGAUGCAAGCACGAGAGGCAGCAAGCAGAGAACUUUUAAAAGACAUCAAGAAGCAAACCUAAUUUGGGCAACUUCCUCAUCUUUUUCCAGUUUUGGGAAUGCAUAUUUCCCCAUCCUGACAGCAGAAGAAGGGAAUCAGAGAUGCUGUAAGCAUUUCUGAAAAUAACCAAGGUUUUUAUCAGUUGUACAGAGACAAUUCCCUGUCACAAAGCAGCUGUUGACAUAAUGACACUGAAACCUAUGAUUACCCUAUUCUUUUUGUUGUUUUAUAUUUUCUCCAUGUUUUCAUUCUUCUGGUGUAGAAUUAUAAAGUGAUUACAUUGGCUCCCCUCUCCCCAUUUCUAUUGCAUAAUUGGAUUAAAUCUAGCUGUUCAUCUAUCUUUUGAUGGUCCUUUGGCCAAAAUCAAACCUAAUGGAAAAACUGUUAUUUCAAUCUCAGAACUGCCGUCGACAUAUAAAUCAGUCUUCCGAACAAAUAACUUUUGGAUCGCAAAUGGUACAUGUAUGCACAUCGGCAAGGUGGUAAACACAAUAUAUAAAGCAGUCCAUCACAAUCCAUAACAACAUAUGGUCACCAGAUUUUUAAUUACUGUGUUGUGAAACUCUCUUUCCCUUUCAUAUCUUCCACCUACUCACUGCCAAAUCCUUUAAAUAUGCACUAAAAACAUCUUUUCAUGUGCAUUACUCCUCACACCAAUCAACAAAUUGCUCAUCCAUUUUCUAACCCUUUCUUUCACUUUUUUCGUCUGUUAAUGAGUUGUUAAUAGUUGUAGUCUUUUGACUAGUCUACCUGCUUGUAUUCCUCUGCAGAUUUAUGAUACUCUCCAUCCUUAUUAUUUGUUCCCUGGUCCCUCUUUGCGUCUUCUGUACUUGUCUUUUGUUACUUUUCUGCACAAUUAUUUCUCUUUCCAUCCUUCAUUUGCUGUCCAUGUCUCCUUGUCUCAAAUGCUGAGAACAUGCGCCAUAUAAAUCACGCAUCUAUUAUUAUAAUCUGUCUUGUACACUUUUUACAUGUACCAUCACAUGUUCGAAGAAAGUGAUUUGUAUUAAAAUUGUGGCAGCUGUAUAAAGCAGAACAAAUGUUCCAUCCCUCUUGGAAGAUGAACUUGCAGUGUGUUAAACACAUAAUCAUGUUUCUGGUGACUGAAGUGAUUGGCAUAUCAAGAAUGGUUUUAAAAUGCUUGCCAUUAUGUUUCUUUUUAACUGUUCGCUUUUUCUUUUUGAUAUGAAAGUUGAAUGGAUGUGUCAAUACUUUUUGUGUUUGCAAACUGGAUAUACUGCAAUGUAUGUGCAUGUUUUUGCGUUAGCAUACUAGGUGUGUCUGUUUGCCUGUGUACUAAUAUAUGUGUAUGGAUAUACAUAUUCAAGAGAUUCAGUAUUUGAUUGUGAUGCAAAGUAAAGGUUAUCCCCAAACUU